AUGGCAGAAGAUCAUGAGGUGGUGGUAUUUGGUGCUUGGGCAAGCCCUUAUAGUCGCAGGAUAGAGGCUGCUCUUAAACUGAAAGGAGUGCCCUACAAAUACAUUGAAGAAGAUUUAGGCAAAAAGAGUCCUUCGCUUCUCAAAUACAACCCCAUCCACAAGAAGAUUCCCGUCCUCGUACACAAUGGAAAGCCUAUCGCGGAGUCCCUUGUUAUUCUUGAAUACAUCGAUGAAACUUGGCAGGAGGGCUAUCCCUCACUCAUGCCCAAAGAUCCUUAUCAGAGAUCCCUUGCACGUUUCUGGGCCAAGUUCAUUGACGACAAGUGCAUGCCUGCGAUACGGAAAGCUUGCUGGGGCGAAGAGCAAGAGCGUGAGAAGGCUGGGGAAGAAGUAGCAGAACUACUAAAAUUACUGGAGAAGGAGCUCAAGGAGAAGAGAUUCUUUGGGGGAGAGAACAUAAGAAUGGUAGACAUUGCUGCAAACAUCAUAGGCUUCUCGCUUGGAGCUUAUGAAGAAGCUUCUGGGGUAAAGUUAAUGACAAGAGAGAAAUUUCCUAAACUCUGCAACUGGAGGGAUGAGUUCAUGAGCAACAGUGCUGCUAUCAAGGAAAAUGCACCUCCCAGAGAGGAACUCAUUUCCUUUCUACGAAAUUACUUUCGUAAAAAUAAUAGUUAAUAAUCCUGCACCAAUGUAAUAAAUAGGCUUGAUUUCUCUUACGAUCAAGUUUGUAAUUUCAUUAAUAUUUUAAUUUGUCUAUCAUAAUUAGUGUUGGAUUUUGUUUAAUUAAUUUGGAAUCGUUCGUAUAAAUAA
Juglans microcarpa x Juglans regia is the source of this 810-nucleotide messenger RNA. Its product is annotated as glutathione S-transferase U8-like. Gene Ontology annotation, molecular function: glutathione transferase activity. Gene Ontology annotation, cellular component: cytoplasm. Gene Ontology annotation, biological process: glutathione metabolic process. NCBI's taxonomy places the organism in Eukaryota, Viridiplantae, Streptophyta, Magnoliopsida, Fagales, Juglandaceae. The record is from RefSeq and is a predicted model, not a curated record. The transcript is spliced from 2 exons. The coding region runs from base 1 to 675 and encodes 224 amino acids.